AGGAGAAACGUUUUCAUCAUGACUAUGUUACCCCUAUUAAGGGCAUUUACGUCAAAAUAAAAGGGCAAUAUUCAUCCACGUGUACAACAAACAACAACAACACCACAUUACAAACCAUUUAAUCCCCUAUAUAAAAUGUGCAACGUUUCUCCUACUUACAAAUCUUUCCUUCCACAACCACAAGAACAAACAAGAGAGAGAGAGAGAAAGAGCAAAGGUUGAGAAAAAAAUGUGUAGAGGUUUGAAUGAAGAAGAGAGCAGAAGAAGAAGCGACGGAGGAGGAGGAGGUUGCCGGAAUCUAUGCACGACACCGAGUGUUCCGGUUAGGUGUGAGCUUUGUAGCGGAGACGCCUACGUGUUCUGUGAGGCUGACUCGGCGUUUCUUUGUAGGAAAUGUGACCGGUGGGUUCACGGAGCGAAUUUUCUAGCUUGGAGACACGUGAGGCGCGUGCUAUGUACUUCUUGUCAGAAACUCACGCGCCGGUGCCUUGUCGGAGAUCACGACAUCCACGUUGUUUUAACGUCGGCGACGACAACCCUGGAGGAUAAUAGAAGUGAACAAGUUAGUAGCAAUCAUGAUGAGGUUCCGUUUGUGUUUCUCUAAUUUUUAGUUUUUUUUUUUUGGUGUAAGAUAUAAAUAUUCCUAGGGUUUUAAUGCAAUUUUCUAUAAGAAAAAGUCUCGGAAAUUUAUAAUUUAUGAAGCUUAGAAUUUUAUGAAAAAUGGGUA
Camelina sativa (false flax) is the source of this 727-nucleotide messenger RNA. Its product is annotated as B-box domain protein 31. Lineage: Eukaryota; Viridiplantae; Streptophyta; Magnoliopsida; Brassicales; Brassicaceae. The record is from RefSeq and is a predicted model, not a curated record. Gene Ontology annotation, molecular function: zinc ion binding.